Python bivittatus (Burmese python) is the source of this 774-nucleotide messenger RNA. RefSeq names its product fibroblast growth factor binding protein 3 (gene FGFBP3). NCBI's taxonomy places the organism in Eukaryota, Metazoa, Chordata, Lepidosauria, Squamata, Pythonidae. Gene Ontology annotation, molecular function: growth factor binding. Gene Ontology annotation, biological process: cell-cell signaling. The record is from RefSeq and is a predicted model, not a curated record.
AUGAGGCUCCCCCAAACAUUCCCACUUACUCUUCUCUUCCUCAGUUGCCUGGAAUGUAACCCUUCCAGGAAGGGCAAGGAUAAUGGUGAAAAGGGAAAACUUUCUUUCCCUUGGGCUCAGUCUGGACAGUUUUCCACCCGUGACAAGCAUCUGUGCAGUUGGCAACUCAUCUCUGGAGAAGGAGAGACUGAGCUCCAGAUCAGCUGUCAUCCAGCAGAAGGAGAGGCACAGUGGUGUGUCUACCGGGGCCAGCCAGAGUUAUGUGCUGCCUACAGUGCCAAAGGCCGUCAGUUCUGGAAGCAGAUCCUGGGCAAGCUCCGCCGGAAGCGCCAUCCCUGUCAGGACACCAGCCCUCUCAAAUCCCGGCUUUGUAGCAGCAAGAAGGAGGCAUCUGAAGCCCAGCUACACCUGGUACAUACCACGCCAACCACAGACAUCCUGGUGGCCACUGCAAGUGUCAGUCAAGGAAGAGCCAAGGGGAAAGGCCAUGCCAAAAACCUGUCAGCAUCACAGAGAUCAUCACAGGUAUCCCGAGAUAUGAUCAUCACCAACCCAGCAAAGAAUGGUGCCUUGAGGAAGCAGAAGAAAGGGGGGAAGAGGAAAGGAAACCCUAACUCUACAGCAGCCCCAACCCAUCCCCCCCAUAGGCAGCCUACAGCAGUUGUGGAAGGCACAUUACAGCCCACAGAGCUCAAUGCAGAUGUGGUAGACACCUAUUGUGAAGAGAAAUGGCAUUCCUUGUGUAACUUUUUUGUGAAUUUCUGGAAUGGCUGA